This is a messenger RNA of Cannabis sativa, 1484 nucleotides long. RefSeq lists its product as uncharacterized. The record is from RefSeq and is a predicted model, not a curated record. Gene Ontology annotation, biological process: transmembrane transport. Gene Ontology annotation, molecular function: transmembrane transporter activity. The transcript has 12 exons. Gene Ontology annotation, cellular component: membrane. The coding region runs from base 248 to 1336 and encodes 362 amino acids. Lineage: Eukaryota; Viridiplantae; Streptophyta; Magnoliopsida; Rosales; Cannabaceae.
UUUUCUGGUUUUGAAUGAUUAAUAACAGGGAAAAUAAAAGAUUGUAUUGUCAAAUUCCAAUACAUUCUCCAACAUUGAACGGCCGUAAACACUCUCAUGGUGGAAUUUUAGGGAACUCUGCUCUACCGUUGGUUUAUUGUCCCUUGUGUGUUUUCACAGAUAAACCUCUGUUAUUUAAGGCCAUUCUUUUUGUGGGUCAUUUUGGUCUUGCCUUUUGCGUGGAGGGUUUUAGCCAUUAGAAGAAAUAAUGUUGACCUCCAAAGAGUUUUGGACUAAGAAGACAUUGAUAGGUCUUGGGCUGGGGCAAUUUCUCUCCCUUUUGAUCACUUCCACUGGCUUCUCAUCUUCGGAACUCUCUAAAAAAGGAAUCGAUGCACCAACUUCGCAGUCAUUUCUAAAUUAUGUGCUCUUGGCGAUUGUAUACGGAAGCAUCAUGCUCUAUCGAAGGCAACCACUUAAGUCAAAAUGGUAUUAUUAUUUACUUCUUGGAUUGGUAGACGUUGAGGCCAAUUUUCUAGUGGUCAAGGCUUAUCAGUAUACAGCUAUUACAAGUGUAAUGUUGCUCGAUUGUUGGUCUAUUCCAUCUGUAAUGCUUCUCACGUGGAUUUUCUUGAAAACGAAAUAUAGAUAUAGAAAGAUAACUGGUGUGGUUGUCUGUAUUGCUGGCCUUGUUACUGUUGUAUUUUCAGAUGUACAUGCAGGUGAUAGAGCAGGUGGAAGUAACCCACGUAAAGGGGAUGUGCUUGUUAUAGCUGGUGCCACACUCUAUGCUGUCAGUAAUGUCAGUGAGGAGUUUUUUGUAAAGACUGCUGACAGAAUUGAGCUCAUGUCAAUGCUGGGCCUCUUUGGUGCCAUUAUCAGUGCUAUACAAGUAAGCAUUCUAGAGCGGGACAAUCUCAAAUCAAUUCAUUGGUCAGCUGGGGCUGCUCUUCCUUUUGUUGGAUUCUCAGUGGCUAUGUUUCUCUUUUACUCAUUAGUACCAAUCUUGCUUAAGACAAAUGGGUCUACGAUGCUUAACCUGUCUUUGCUGACAUCGGACAUGUGGGCUGUCAUAAUUCGCAUCUUCGCGUACCAUGAGAAGGUUGAUUGGAUGUACUUCUUGGCGUUUGCUGCUGUUUCUGUUGGGCUUAUUAUCUACUCAGGCGGUGACAAAGAAGAGAAUCCUCAUGCUGGUGUUGCAGAUGAGGAAGCUGGUUCCGGAAGCUGCAACUAUGGAACAAUGGAAGGGAGCCUGAAAACAGGUGAGACUUCUAAUAGCUUUCUAGAGAGAGUUGGAGAGAAGGACAACAAACUAGUUCAGCACGAUCCUUACAGAACACCAAUUGCUGCAUCAUGAUUAGAAGUUUUAUCAUGACUUAUGAGUAAUUCAUUUUUUAACCCAUUCUUCUAGUUGUAAUUAUUGUGAACUCAAAUAUCUAUAAUUAUAUCACAAUCUAUUCAAUGGAAGGUGCUUAGGGGGCUGAGAAAUGUUUUCAGCAUUGAUA